GCAGCUCUUCUGCUUCUUCUUCGAGAUCGAGAGAGAUAGUGAAGGGGAGUGGGGAUCAGGUGGGUGAUGGUUGCUCCCUCAUCGCUUUAGGGCUUUGGUUUCUUUCUCUUGUGAUUCUCUCGGCCUAGGGAUCCUUCGACUCGGAGGAAAGAUGGCCGGAGACGGCAAGGAGAUUAGCUUGGAUGCGAUCAAGAACGAAACAGUCGAUCUGGAACGAAUUCCAAUCGAGGAAGUAUUUGAGCAGCUGAAAUGUUCGAGGGAAGGUCUUUCAGCUCAGGAAGGAGCCAAUCGCCUCCAGAUCUUUGGUCCCAACAAACUGGAAGAGAAAAAGGAGAGCAAAAUCCUCAAAUUUCUUGGUUUCAUGUGGAAUCCCCUCUCCUGGGUAAUGGAAAUGGCUGCUAUCAUGGCCAUCGCCUUGGCCAACGGUGGCGGGAAACCUCCGGACUGGCAGGACUUCGUCGGCAUCGUAGCGUUGCUCGUCAUCAACUCCACCAUCAGCUUCAUCGAAGAAAACAACGCCGGCAACGCCGCAGCAGCCCUGAUGGCUGGCCUUGCACCAAAAACAAAGGUGCUCAGAGAUGGCCAGUGGAGCGAGCAAGAAGCAGCAAUUCUGGUUCCUGGCGACAUCAUCAGUAUUAAACUUGGUGAUAUUGUCCCUGCCGAUGCUCGCCUUCUUGAGGGGGACCCCUUGAAGAUUGACCAAUCUGCUUUGACCGGAGAAUCCCUCCCCGUCACCAAGAAUCCCGGCGAUGAGGUCUUCUCUGGCUCAACUUGCAAACAAGGUGAAAUCGAGGCCGUCGUCAUUGCCACUGGCGUCCACACCUUCUUCGGAAAGGCUGCCCACCUCGUCGACAGCACUAACCAAGUCGGCCAUUUUCAGAAGGUCCUCACGGCCAUCGGCAACUUCUGCAUCUGCUCCAUUGCCGUCGGAAUGAUCGUGGAGAUAAUUGUCAUGUACCCAAUCCAGAACAGACGAUACAGAGACGGCAUCGACAACCUACUGGUCCUCUUGAUAGGAGGCAUUCCCAUUGCCAUGCCCACCGUUUUGUCGGUCACCAUGGCGAUUGGUUCCCACAGGCUCUCCCAGCAAGGAGCCAUCACGAAGAGGAUGACCGCAAUAGAGGAGAUGGCCGGCAUGGAUGUCCUCUGCAGUGACAAAACCGGCACGCUCACGCUCAACAAGCUUGGCGUCGACAAGAACCUCAUUGAGGUCUUUGCAAAGGGUGUAGAUAAGGAACACGUCGUCUUGUUGGCCGCAAGAGCGUCGAGGACUGAGAACCAAGAUGCUAUUGAUGCUGCCAUGGUCGGAAUGCUUGCUGACCCAAAGGAGGCCAGGGCAGGUAUAAGGGAAGUGCAUUUUCUUCCUUUUAACCCUGUCGACAAAAGAACUGCUCUUACCUACAUUGAUGCCGAGGGCCAUUGGCAUCGGGUGAGCAAAGGUGCUCCAGAGCAGAUUUUGAACCUCUGCAACUGCAAGGAAGAUGUGAGGCGCAGGGUUCACAGUGUAAUCGACAAGUAUGCCGAACGCGGGCUACGCUCACUAGCAGUUGCCAGACAGGAAGUACCAGAGAAAUCGAAGGAGAGUCCUGGUGGCCCAUGGCAAUUUGUUGGCUUGCUGCCUCUAUUUGAUCCUCCAAGGCAUGACAGUGCGGAAACCAUACGCAGAGCCCUUAAUCUUGGUGUUAAUGUGAAGAUGAUUACUGGUGAUCAACUUGCUAUAGCGAAGGAAACUGGUCGCAGGCUUGGAAUGGGAACCAAUAUGUAUCCUUCCUCUUCACUGCUAGGCCAGAAUAAGGAUGCAUCAAUAGCUGCACUUCCGGUGGAUGAACUGAUAGAGAAGGCUGAUGGGUUCGCAGGAGUUUUUCCAGAACACAAGUACGAAAUUGUGAAGAAGUUGCAAGAAAAGAAACAUAUUUGCGGAAUGACUGGAGAUGGAGUUAACGAUGCGCCUGCACUGAAGAAGGCUGAUAUUGGAAUUGCGGUCGCGGAUGCUACAGAUGCCGCUAGGAGUGCUUCAGACAUCGUCCUCACUGAGCCAGGGCUAAGUGUCAUCAUCAGUGCCGUGCUUACAAGUCGAGCUAUUUUUCAGAGAAUGAAGAACUACACGAUAUAUGCUGUCUCCAUAACCAUUCGUAUUGUGCUCGGAUUUAUGCUUAUUGCACUGAUAUGGAAAUUCGACUUCUCACCUUUCAUGGUUUUGAUUAUUGCCAUUCUAAAUGAUGGUACUAUAAUGACGAUCUCCAAGGACAGAGUAAAGCCAUCUCCGAUGCCCGACAGUUGGAAGUUGCAAGAGAUUUUUGCUGCUGGAAUUGUGCUCGGUGGUUACCUAGCCGUGAUGACUGUUAUUUUCUUCUGGGCCAUGAAAGAAACAGACUUCUUCUCAGAAAAAUUUAAUGUCAGAUCUUUGAGGGAUAGCAACGCCGAGAUGAUGUCUGCUUUAUACCUUCAAGUCAGCAUCGUUAGCCAGGCACUUAUUUUUGUUACUCGAUCACGCAGCUGGUGUUUUGUCGAACGCCCUGGUCUUCUCCUAGUCAGUGCCUUCUUAAUUGCUCAGCUUAUUGCAACUCUCAUUGCUGUUUAUGCAAACUGGGGCUUUGCCCGAAUAGAAGGCAUAGGGUGGGGAUGGGCUGGUGUUAUUUGGCUGUACAGUAUGGUUUUCUUCUUCCCCCUCGACUUGUUCAAAUUUGCCAUCCGAUACAUUCUCAGUGGAAAGGCUUGGGACAACCUACUCGAGAAUAAGACGGCCUUCACUACAAAGAAGGAUUAUGGAAGGGAAGAAAGGGAAGCUCAAUGGGCAAUGGCACAAAGAACCCUACAUGGACUUCAGCCUCCUGAAAGUAGCAAUCUGUUCACUGAGAAAAGCAGUUACAGAGAGCUUUCUGAGAUCGCUGAGCAAGCCAAAAGGCGAGCAGAAAUUGCAAGGCUUCGCGAGCUGAAUACUCUCAAAGGACAUGUCGAAUCGGUGUUCAAGCUCAAAGGACUAGACAUUGACAACAUCCAGCAACAUUACACAGUUUAGUGUGAUGGACCUUGCUGAACUAAACAAUACACCAUGAACUGGCAGCAGCAGGCAACCUAGGUGCAACAAGGAAGAAGCCUUUAGUGUUCAGUUUUUUUUUUUUUCAGUUAGUGUUGUGUCUUCGAAGCCUGCAUAAUGCCAUGAUCAUCAACUCUACUUGUUUUUUUUUAACAAAUCCAUUCCAUCUCAUGAGAGCCAGGGAAAUGGCCUUAAUUAGGUGGAAAAGAUACAUAUAUAGAUCGAAUAAUACCAAUGCUGGCUUCUUCAGUAUUUCA
Messenger RNA from Zingiber officinale, 3294 nucleotides. RefSeq names its product plasma membrane ATPase-like. Gene Ontology annotation, molecular function: ATP hydrolysis activity; P-type proton-exporting transporter activity; ATP binding. Bases 152 to 3019 code for a protein of 955 amino acids. NCBI's taxonomy places the organism in Eukaryota, Viridiplantae, Streptophyta, Magnoliopsida, Zingiberales, Zingiberaceae. Gene Ontology annotation, biological process: regulation of intracellular pH; proton export across plasma membrane. The record is from RefSeq and is a predicted model, not a curated record. The transcript is spliced from 16 exons. Gene Ontology annotation, cellular component: plasma membrane.